AUGAGCACAUCCAACAUCCGGCCUCGAUCCCACCAGAUCGAACCGAAAUCGAAACCAUCGGCACAGUUGACUCGGUGCGAUGAGUUGUGGUACGAGGACGGCAGCAUCAUCCUCGCCGCAGAAGGGAUAGGGUUCAAGGUCUAUCGCAUGCUGCUAGCUCAACACUCUGCCGUAUUCGCCGAUAUGCUCGCGCUCUCGGAACCGAGCGCGAAUAUCGAUCCUCUACACGGUUGUCCGCUCGUGCACAUGCCGGACUCGGCGGAAGAGCUACGUUACCUGUUACUUGCUAUCCAUGACAUCGACCCAGCAGCAUACUUAAAGCGCGCGUCAUUCGCUGGAGUGCUUGCCGUCGCAGCUCUGUCCGCGAAGUACGAUAUCGCAGCCCUCCAAGACUGCUCAGCACGGCGUCUCGAAUACUGGUAUCCUUCCGACAUCCUCCGGUGGAAUUCGACGAUUAGUAGUCGCUCAAAGUUAACGAGUGCAGACCACGCCAAAUCGCUCAGGGUGGCACGAAAACUCUCCCUUGACCCCUCCGUUCGCGUGAUGAUGAUGUUCGCGCUGUGCGAAAUGGGUAUCAAGGCGAUUGCUAGCGCAAACUUGGAGCCUGAUGACUUGGAAGACGUGAUGGGUGGAUUUGUCAAGCUGCAGGUCGUUCGGCGCAUACGCUCAUUCAGUUGGCUAUGCGGUCUUCCGAAGGAUUGUCCGAACUGGCGUGCGUGUAGCGCCGUGAAGGCAAUGCUCUUCAAAAACUUGGUGGAUCUCGAUCCAACCACGCACAAACUCGAUCUCUACAGCUCUACCACCGAAGAAGAUUUAUCGCAGCACAUGCCGCAGGGUCGUGAUCUGUGCUCCAACUGCACCGAAAGCGCCCUCGACUGCAUAAGAACAGGAUCGUUCGAUAUCUGGGGAGAUAUCUUGACAGCGUUCGAUCAUCAUGUCUAA
Molecule: messenger RNA, 942 nt
Organism: Punctularia strigosozonata HHB-11173 SS5
Lineage: Eukaryota; Fungi; Basidiomycota; Agaricomycetes; Corticiales; Punctulariaceae
Exons: 2
Coding region: 1-942 (313 amino acids)
Source: RefSeq, a predicted model, not a curated record